GCGUUAGUCAGUUCACUGUUGUUUACCUUCAUAUAUCGGUGUUUUAGGAGUCUCUGGAGCCUUGUCCUGGUUUCCUUCCUCUUGAUUUUACUAGGUUACCGACCUUAAACAUGUCCUCUGUGGAAGCCCGUGCUCUGCAGCUGGGUGCUGCAAACAACCCAGUGAGGAUGGGUAAAGCCGCGGCAGCUGGUCCUAAGAGAGCGGCGCUGGGAGAGAUGACCAACUCCAAUGCAACAUUAGCAGCCGUCAACACAAAGAGGGGAAGAGCAACCAAAGCCUCAGCUAAACCGCCUGCUGCCCAAAAUCCCAAAUAUCCUGCAGUCCAGUCAGUGGCUCCAGUGGUCCAGGUCUCUGAAGUGCCUCCGGCUCCUGCUAAAGUCACAGAAGAGCCGGCUGACAUGCCCAUGAAGGAGGAGGAGCUGUGCCAGGCUUUCUCUGAGGCGUUGCUCACUGUGGAGGAUGUUGAUGAGCAGGAUGGAGAUUUUCCACAGCUCUGCUCCCAAUAUGUCAAAGACAUCUACAAAUACCUACACAUCCUUGAGGUCCAGCUAGCUGUACGAGAAAACUACAUGCAGGGUUAUGAGAUCACAGGACACAUGCGAGCUAUUCUGGUUGACUGGUUGGUUCAGGUUCACUCCAGGUUCCAGCUGCUGCAGGAGACUCUGUACCUCACAGUUGCCAUCCUGGAUCGGUUCCUCCAGGUUCAGCGAGUCUCUCGUAGAAAGCUGCAGCUCGUUGGCGUCACUGCCAUGAUGUUGGCUUGCAAGUACGAGGAGAUGUAUGCUCCAGAGGUGGGAGACUUUGCCUACAUCACAGACAAUGCUUUCACAAAGUCUCAGAUUCUGGAUAUGGAGCAGGUGAUCCUGAGGAGCCUCAAGUUUCAGCUGGGACGUCCCGUGCCUCUACACUUUCUCAGGAGGGCUUCAAAAGUGGCCAAUUCUGACAUCCAGAGACACACACUGGCCAAAUAUCUGAUGGAACUGACUCUCCUUGACUACAACAUGGUUCACUAUCGACCUUCUGAGAUUGCUGCCGCUUCACUCUGCCUCUCUCAACUGCUGCUAGAUGAACUACCAUGGUCUCCUUCUCAGCAGCACUACUCUACCUAUGAUGAGGCUCACCUGAAGCCCAUCAUGCAGCACAUCGCCAAAAAUGUUGUGGCUGUAAAUGAGGGCAAAACAAAGUUCCAGGCUGUCAAGGUAAAGUACUCAAGCAGCAAGUUGAUGAAAAUCAGCCUCAUUUCUCAGCUCAAGUCUUCAGUCAUCAAGAACAUGGCAGCUCCUCUCCUGGACAAACAAUGAGGCCUGUCUUGUUUUGACAUGGACAUUUUACUUGCACUUUAUGUUUUGUUUUUUAAGCGAUACCUGUGGAUAAACUUGUAGAUUUUAAUAAACAUGUUUUUAAAAUAAUUCUAUCGUACUUUGUUUCAAAACAUGCACGUUGUGGUCCAAAUACAUCAUUUCUCUGCAGACUGAAGCUUGUAAAAUGCAGCUUUAAUGUGGUUCCUGGAAACUUUAAUCAAGUUUUGUUGUGUUUUUUUUUUUUGUUUUGUUUUUUUUUAAGCCUUUUAAAUCUAUAUUGGCUUUUCAUUUGAGUAAUGCUUGAAAGUUUCAGAUUUCUGAAACGGGAGUCCUACCUCACUAGAUGUAAAGUGCCUUUUUUUAAAUUUUUUCUUUUUUCAUUUCAUGGUUUACAUGAAGCACCUGGCUGUAGUUUUUAUUUUAGACUGGCUUCAAACCUGCCUUUCUCUACACUCCUGUACAUAUUUUUGAAUUAUGCAUGUUGAAGGGAUUUUUUUUUUUUUUUUUUGCUUGCAUCAUUUAGCUUUAAUUCCCAUAGUCUAGUUUAUCUAACUGGACAUUUCUCAUGUUAAGCAGCUUGUGAAGCACAGGUGGCAGUGAUGACAUCAUUGAUGGUUCUGUUUAAUUUCUCACAACAUUCUGUGAACAAUGCCUGA
Sphaeramia orbicularis (orbiculate cardinalfish) is the source of this 1957-nucleotide messenger RNA. It is a transcript of the gene ccnb2, whose product is annotated as cyclin B2. Gene Ontology annotation, biological process: mitotic cell cycle phase transition. The transcript is spliced from 8 exons. The record is from RefSeq and is a predicted model, not a curated record. The coding region runs from base 111 to 1301 and encodes 396 amino acids. Gene Ontology annotation, molecular function: cyclin-dependent protein serine/threonine kinase regulator activity. Lineage: Eukaryota; Metazoa; Chordata; Actinopteri; Kurtiformes; Apogonidae.